Ictalurus furcatus (blue catfish) is the source of this 3015-nucleotide messenger RNA. RefSeq names its product nucleic acid binding protein 2 (gene nabp2). The transcript has 6 exons. The record is from RefSeq and is a predicted model, not a curated record. Gene Ontology annotation, biological process: double-strand break repair via homologous recombination; response to ionizing radiation; mitotic cell cycle checkpoint signaling. Lineage: Eukaryota; Metazoa; Chordata; Actinopteri; Siluriformes; Ictaluridae. Bases 316 to 894 code for a protein of 192 amino acids. Gene Ontology annotation, cellular component: SOSS complex. Gene Ontology annotation, molecular function: DNA binding.
GUAGAGAUUGCGUCAUCGCGUACGGAAGAGGAGCAAAACAAACGUUAACCGUCAGCAUAGCUGUGCUACUUAACUAUCUCUCCACCAUAUUAUCAAGUUAUUACGCAAGUUAUUCUCGAGAUUAGCUUGGUUAUAUCUAGCUUCGUUAGGCUAAAUGAAACGUUUUUUUGGUUUAGUUAGAAUUAGCUAGUUGUGGAGAAGGUAGCCUAGUUUAGCCUAGCCUAGCCAUGGUGCCCAUAAGUUUGUGUGUGUGAUAGCCAUGUCUGUUUCCCCGGUCACGGAUUUUAAUUUAAAAUUCUAUUAAAACUCUGAGAAAUGACCACAGAGACGUUCGUGAAGGACAUCAAACCCGGACUGAAGAAUUUAAAUGUCAUCUUCAUCGUCCUGGAGACAGGAAGGGUCACCAAAACCAAAGAUGGCCACGAGGUGCGCACCUGUAAGGUAGCCGAUAAGACGGGAAGCAUCAGCAUAUCAGUGUGGGAUGAAGUCGGAGCUCUCAUUCAGACCGGAGACAUCCUCCGACUGACCAAAGGCUAUGCGUCAGUUUUUAAAGGCUGUCUCACUCUGUACACAGGAAGAGGAGGAGAGCUGCAGAAGAUCGGAGAAUUUUGCAUGGUGUACUCCGAAGUGCCAAACUUCAGUGAGCCAAACCCGGAAUAUUUGGCCCUGAUGAACAAACCAGGACUUAACGAGCAAGGAAACAACGCAAACAACAACAAUGGUUCCUCGAGUACUGUGGGUAACGAUGCCACUAAUGGUAACGGGGUGAACUGUCAGAGCGCGGCGAACACGCAGCCGAGCAGCCGAGCCAACGCCGGGAACGCCAGUAGAAGCUCCGCCUCCGGAAGCGCAGUGAGUAACGGGAAAGAGACACGACGUUCCUCUAAAAGAUGAUCCGAGCUGCGAGCGUCUGUCUGAGCGGGAUUGAGUUCUCUUCGUCAAUCAAGAAUGAAUCGAUUCACGAGUCGAGUCUUAUGAAUAAUUCUACAGCAUGUGUCUGUGACGUGAACGUUUCCUAAACAGCGCACAAUAUUUAUCCAUGUCCGCUUUUUAUUUCUUUACAAUUUUUCGGUCCUACACAAGAUGGCCGACUGGACCCGCUGAACAUGAUAAUUUUGAGCUGUAAAUGAUUUGGAUAAUAAAUUUCAAACUUGUACUGAGGUCUCGAACUGUAAACAAGAGAUCCCAUUUUAAUUCAUCUGAACAUUUUUUUAAAAAGUAAAAUAUUUGUUUUGUUUUGGUUUUUUUAAUUAAUAGAAUAUCCCAUUCUUAACUGUUGGGUUUUUUACACAUUAAAAAAUAUUUUGCUUAAUUUAAAGACUUUUUGAAAAACAUUUUUAACAGAAUUAGUGGUAUUCUUUUUUUUAUUUCAUGCAGCAUCCGACUUUUAUUUUUUAUAUUUAUAUAUAAUGCUUAUUUUUAGGUUGGAUUUUUAUUUUUAUUUUUUUGCAAAUACAGAAAUGUUUUUCCCUUAAUUUUAACACUUACAUAUACAAAAAAUAUAACGAUCAGAAUUGAGUGUAUUUUAAAUUAAUAGUUUACUUUCAUAAGUUGUAUAAUUUUAUUAGUUUUUUGCUAAUUAUUUACUUAGAAUUUUUUCCCCAAUAGACAAAAGAAUUAAAGGUAUCUUUUAACAUUAUGCAUCGUUUUUAUUUCUACUAAAUUAAUUGAUUUUCUUCAUUUUGAACACUUUUAAAUAUAUAUAAUUUAAAGUGUUAAAAAUUAAGAAAAUAUAUUUUCUUUUCUUUUUUUUCGUAUACAAACAGAAUCACAGAAUUAGAGGUAUUUAUAAUGAAUAAAACAUCGAUUUUACUUAAUAUAAUAAAUGAUUUUAGGGUUAGUUUUUUUGCAAUAAAAUUGUCUUUAUUUUUAAGACUUUUUAAAAUAUAUGUAACAGCAUUAAAGUACAGGAUUUAUUUUUAUUUGUAAUUAAUUAUGCAUUUAAUUAAUAAAAUAUAUAGUUGUGUAUAAAUCAGUCCAUACAGGAGUUUUUUUUUAUUUGUGAUUUGUUGCUGGCAAAAACGCUCGUUUUUGCCGCAGUUUUUCAAAAUUUGCGAAGCAACUCGAGUUUUUUGUGGGGGUUUUUUUUGGUGGAAAAACACUCGGAACUUGCGGAUUUGUAAAGUUUCGCGCGCUCUUUCGCAGUGAUGUUUGUCAGUAAACAAGACCUUUUAGCUGUACUCAUGUUCGACAAGCGUGACUCGAGGAGAGAUUUGGCUGAACGUGCGUUGUGGUGAUGUCCCAUGAUGCGUUUUAGACCAAACCUGCGGUACUUUAUAAAAUUGCAAGCUCCUCCGAAUAUUUAUUUUGUGUUAAUUUCUGCGAUCACAAAAUCAUGAACUCCUGCAGGGACUGUAAUGUAAGCGUCUACCCUCUUUUAGUGUUUACUUUACUUUAUUAUUAGCUGAUUAACCAGCGACUUUCUUAACACUUAAAAGUAAACUUUUACACAGAUACACUUACGCGUUUUUUGGGUGGAGGAGGGGGGGUGUUUACAUUACGUUCACGUUCCUGGUGGUUCUGACAUCAUCAGCUGUGUGGAUCUCUAAUAUAAUUGAUUUAAGAGAACUUUAUUCCAGAGCUGUUCACACUUUCUUCAUAUUACACAUGACAUGAUGUUUCAAAUUAAUUUUAAUCCAGACUGUGACUUAAUUUAAAAAAAUAUAUAUAUAAUAUUAAUGUGCUGUUAUUUAAGUAAAAUUUUUAUUUUAUUCUUUUUUUUUUUUACACUUCUGCCUUUCUCAUGCACAGGGUUGCCAGAUUGGAUCAACUCAUACUGAAUCAUAACUUGAAACAUUGAAAUAUUUGUAAUAUAAAUAAUAGAAUAGAAAUAAUUCUGAGUUCAAGACAUGAUUAAAAUUUUGCGAAUGGGUCAGCGGCUCCCAUCUGGCAACGCUGAUCAUAAAGAUGAGAACUGUUUGUGUUCCCUGUUUUCUGUUCACGUUAACAGUGUCAAAGCAGCGCCAUGAGAACUGAAUGAAAGGUUCAUGCUGAAUAAAAUAAUGAGAAAAUAUA